Molecule: messenger RNA, 879 nt
Organism: Pocillopora meandrina
Lineage: Eukaryota; Metazoa; Cnidaria; Anthozoa; Scleractinia; Pocilloporidae
Source: the annotation of a GenBank genome assembly
AUGAAAAAUAUGUCAUGUUUGAAGCUGAACAUCAACAGAAGCAAGGCCCCUAAGAAAAUGGGAACUUUGAAGGACAUUUCUCUGUUUGGCAGUUUUGCAUUUCCUAUGGAUGGAGAGUAUGCAAGUGGAUUGGUAGCUCAAUCACUGGCUGGUGUAGGGAAAAUGGUAAAGAAGACCAAGGUGCAAGUAAAAAAGCUGGCUUCAAGAGAAUCCUGCUUGGCUGGUGCGACGGGGUCUUCUAUUUCAUCAGAGCUUCCAGAGCCUCUGGAAAGGCAGUCAGCUGUUUCCAUUCAGCCACAAGAUGUCUACACCAUCCGGUUUAUCAAUCAUGCUCCUGAAACAGUGCUGGCUCCAACCCUGGAUAAUGUUCCCCAGCCAUCCUCUUUCCCUUCACCACCCAGUGGGUUUGCAUUAAAGAAAAACUCUGGCAAGAAAACUGUGUUCAGCUUAGCCCAGAAAGAGAUUAUGAUGUUGUUUUACAACAGGCAAGCUACCGGUGGCAUGCGGGCUGACCCAAAAGAUGUAAUUGCAUGCAUGAGAGAGAGAGGAGUGGAGGUACUUAAGGAGCAACAAAUAAGAAGCUGGUGGAGCAUGUAUCAUCAAAAGAGGAAAAGAUCCUUAAAUGCCUUAACCAAUGACGCAUGCAAUCCGACUUCUCAACAGCACCCUGUUCAACCACCAUCAGUAUCAGCUCCCACUACGCCUGCAUCCCAGCAACCCUCAGGUCACACAACUCAAGGGAUGGCCACCACUAUGCCUGCAUCCCAGCAACCCUCAGGUCAUGCAGCUCCAGUGCCAGCUCACACUAUGCCUGCAUCCCAGCAACCCUCAGCUCACGCAACUCAAGUGAUGGCUGCGACUACGCCUGCAUCCCUGCCA